UUUUUUUUUGGCUGAUCUCCACAUAGUCAAGAACGGAACAAGUCCGAGAGGAAUUUCGUGCAGAGCAGCUGUUUAACGAGGGAGGAUGUUCAGAGAGAGGUCGGAGAAGUGGCAGAGCUUGUUAUAUCUCAGUGGGCCAACAAUUUUCAAAGUUCCAUGGAGAAUGCUUUCAAAGAGAUGGCGCAACAGAUGAGUUCAUUGAAGAAUGACGUUCAGAAACUGACGGAAAGAGUGGAGCUUGCAAUUAAUCACUCUCCCCACCUUGGAAGGGCUAAUGCUAAAUCUACGGGAGAAAAUGAAGUGAGAAACUUACAGCUUCAAAUUCAAACCAAAGUGUCAGACACUCUAUUUACUGGAAAGAAAGUAGAAGGAGAGGGGGGUGCUCGCAUUUCUGUUGCCUUGAUCGAUGCAAAUACAGGGGAUGUUGUUAGAUCAGGCCCAGAAUCCUUCAUAAGGUUGGACGUCGUCGUGCUUAAAGGUGGCUUCAACAAAGAUGACGGGGAUAACUGGACAAAAGAAGAGUUUGACGGCCAACUGGCUAAAGUACGUGAAAAAAAGGGGCUGCUUUUGACAGGAGAUCUCCAAUUGACACUCAAGGGAGGUGUUGGGGAGCUGGGAGAACUGAUAUUUAGGGACAAUUCCCGCUCAGAUGACACUGAAAAAUUCAGGAUAGGGCUUAAGGUGGCAUCAGGUUAUUGUGGGCUUAAGGUGGCAUCAGGUUAUUGUGAGAAUACACGAAUCCGAGAAGGAAAAACAAAUGCCUUCCGGGUCAAGGAACGUAGAGGAGAAUCAAACCAGAAACAUUAUCCACCUGCAUUGGAUGAUGAGGUCUGGAGGUUGGACAAGAUUGCCAAAGAUGGGAUAUCUCACCAAAAUUGA
Eucalyptus grandis is the source of this 879-nucleotide messenger RNA. RefSeq names its product calmodulin-binding protein 60 C-like. Lineage: Eukaryota; Viridiplantae; Streptophyta; Magnoliopsida; Myrtales; Myrtaceae. Gene Ontology annotation, cellular component: nucleus. Gene Ontology annotation, molecular function: calmodulin binding; DNA-binding transcription factor activity; sequence-specific DNA binding. The record is from RefSeq and is a predicted model, not a curated record. The transcript has 6 exons. The coding region runs from base 157 to 879 and encodes 240 amino acids. Gene Ontology annotation, biological process: regulation of salicylic acid biosynthetic process.